Colletotrichum gloeosporioides is the source of this 678-nucleotide messenger RNA. RefSeq names its product Flavin prenyltransferase PAD1. The record is from RefSeq and is a predicted model, not a curated record. The transcript has 2 exons. Gene Ontology annotation, molecular function: carboxy-lyase activity. The coding region runs from base 1 to 678 and encodes 225 amino acids. Lineage: Eukaryota; Fungi; Ascomycota; Sordariomycetes; Glomerellales; Glomerellaceae.
AUGCCAACGCCACCCCAAGGAUCUUCACGAUACUUUCUCUCAACAGCUUGUCGCCAGCUAAAAGUCAACCAAGGAAAAAAAAAGAAAGACUUUCGUUGUUUAUCGCAUUCUGCGCGUCUAACUCACCGCGAUGAUGGCUCCAUCUCCCAACUCACACCGACCAACGAAGACCACAUUCGAUGCGCACAACCGCGACCGAAGCGACUGGUCGUUGGUAUCACGGGCGCCACUGGCACGCCAUUUGCAAUCCGGCUACUUCAAAUACUGCAUGAGAUCGGUGUCGAGACGCACUUGAUCAUGAGCAAGUGGGCGCUUGCGACAUUGAAAUACGAGACGCCCCUUAGCGAGAAUCAGAUUCGCGGUCUAGCGCAUACCAACUACACUGCGAGGGACAUGUCGGCACCGGUUGCGUCUGGGUCGUUUCAACAUGAUGGCAUGAUAAUAGUGCCAUGCAGCAUGAAAACACUCGCGGCUGUCCGAGCUGGGUUCGGAGACGACCUGAUAUCCCGCGCCGCUGAUGUAACCCUCAAAGAAGGCCGGCGGUUGACGCUUGUUGUGCGAGAAACGCCAUUGAACGAUAUCCAUCUCGACAACAUGUUGUUUCUUCGACGGGCUGGGGCUGUCAUCUUCCCACCCUGUUGGUCGGAUGCUGGACUCACUGGGCUUCCACAUCGAUAG